GUCGGUUGGUUGUAUCCUUUUUAAAAGCGUAAUUUCCUGCACAGUCGCCAUUUAUUGUUCGUGCCGUGCGGUCACUUGUCAGCUCCUAAAACUCCUAAAAUCUCGAAACGAAAAUCCUAUGUGCUGCUCAAAAUGAUUUUAAUAGGACUAAAGACUUUUAAAAAUAUUUGGCUGGUUGGAGUUUUAUGGAUCUUGAGUGGUUUGAUUUGGCAGAUCGCUGCGCAAACUACUCAAAACAUCAAUGUUCUUUUUAUCAACGAGGUGGAUAAUGAACCGGCGGCCAAGGCGGUGGAUGUGGUGUCAACCUAUUUAAAGAAAAACAACCGUUAUGGACUUUCGGUGCAGAUAGAUUCCAUCGAGGCGAAUAAAACGGAUGCCAAGGUGCUACUUGAAGCGAUUUGUAACAAGUAUGCGGAAAGUAUUGAGAAGAAACAAACUCCUCAUUUGAUCCUGGACACCACCAAAUCGGGAAUUGCCUCAGAAACGGUAAAGAGUUUUACUCAAGCUCUGGGAUUGCCCACCAUUAGUGCAUCCUAUGGUCAGGAAGGAGAUUUGAGGCAGUGGCGCGAUUUGGAUGAGGCAAAGCAGAAGUAUUUGCUGCAAGUUAUGCCACCAGCGGAUAUUAUUCCAGAGGUUAUCCGAAGUAUAGUAAGGCAUCUCAAUAUCACCAAUGCUGCAAUCUUGUACGAUGAAACUUUUGUUAUGGAUCACAAGUACAAGUCCCUGCUGCAGAACAUCCAAACCCGUCAUGUAAUCACCGCAAUAGCAAAGGAUGGCAAUCGGGAGCGAGAGGAGCAGAUUGAAAAACUACGAAAUCUGGAUAUUAAUAACUUCUUUAUCCUGGGAAACCUUCAGUCGAUUCGAAUGGUUCUGGAAUCCGUAAAACCCGCGUAUUUUGAGCGCAAUUUCGCCUGGCAUGCCAUCACUCAGAGCGAAGGAGAGAUCAGCAGCCAGCGAGAUAAUGCGACUAUUAUGUUCCUGAAACCCAUGGCGUAUACGCAAUUUCGCGAUCGGCUGGGAAUGCUGCGAACCACUUAUAAUUUAAAUGAGGAACCCCAGUUGUCCUCGGCAUUUUACUUUGAUCUGGCACUCAGAAGUUUUCUUACCAUUAGAGAAAUGCUACAAUCGGGUGCCUGGCCAAAGGACAUGGAGUACCUGAACUGCGACGAUUUCCAGGGGGGUAAUACACCUCAGAGGAAUGUGGAUUUAAGGGAAUACUUUACCAAGAUUACCGAACCCACAUCCUACGGAACCUUCGAACUUGUCACGCAGCCGAGACAGCCCUUCAACGGCUACAGCUACAUGAAGUUCGAAAUGGAUAUAAACGUGCUCCAGAUUCGUGGCGGCAGUUCCGUGAACAGCAAAUCGAUUGGCACCUGGGUGUCUGGUCUGGACUCACCCCUUAUCGUCAAGGACGAGGAGCAAAUGAAGAACCUUACUGCGGAUACGGUGUACCGCAUCUUCACUGUUGUGCAAGCUCCCUUUAUAAUGCGCGAUGAGACCGCUCCGAAAGGAUACAAAGGAUACUGCAUAGAUCUGAUCAAUGAGAUAGCUGCAAUUGUCCACUUUGAUUACACCAUCCAGGAAGUGGAGGACGGAAAGUUUGGCAAUAUGGACGAAAAGGGCGAAUGGAAUGGCAUUGUGAAGAAGCUAAUUGACAAGCAGGCGGAUAUUGGCCUUGGCAGCAUGUCCGUAAUGGCCGAACGGGAGAUCGUAAUAGACUUUACUGUUCCUUAUUACGAUCUGGUGGGGAUCACCAUCAUGAUGCAGCGACCCAGUUCGCCAAGUUCCCUGUUUAAGUUCCUCACAGUUUUGGAAACUAACGUGUGGCUCUGCAUCCUGGCUGCCUACUUCUUCACCAGCUUUCUCAUGUGGGUCUUCGAUCGCUGGAGUCCUUACAGCUACCAAAAUAACCGCGAAAAGUACAAGGAUGACGAGGAGAAGCGGGAGUUUAAUCUGAAAGAGUGUCUUUGGUUCUGCAUGACAUCUUUAACACCUCAAGGAGGUGGCGAGGCUCCUAAAAAUCUAUCAGGACGUCUGGUGGCCGCCACUUGGUGGUUGUUUGGCUUUAUCAUCAUUGCUUCGUACACUGCCAAUUUGGCUGCCUUCUUGACCGUUUCCCGUUUGGAUACACCUGUUGAAAGCUUGGAUGACCUGGCCAAGCAGUACAAAAUCCUAUAUGCUCCCUUAAACGGAUCUUCUGCAAUGACUUAUUUCGAGCGGAUGGCCAAUAUAGAGCAGAUGUUCUACGAGAUCUGGAAGGAUCUGUCCUUGAACGACUCACUGACUCCGUUGGAACGUUCGAAGCUGGCCGUUUGGGAUUAUCCAGUGAGCGAUAAGUACACCAAGAUGUGGCAAGCCAUGCAGGAGGCAGCUCUGCCAGCAACUUUGGAUGAGGCGGUGGCCAGGGUGCGGAACUCAACAGCAGCCACAGGAUUCGCCUUCCUGGGCGAUGCCACCGAUAUUCGUUACUUGCAAUUGACUAACUGCGAUCUUCAAGUGGUGGGAGAGGAGUUCUCCAGGAAACCCUAUGCCAUCGCCGUUCAGCAAGGCUCACAUCUCAAGGAUCAGUUCAAUAAUGCUAUCCUUACGCUGUUGAACAAACGACAACUGGAGAAGCUCAAGGAGAAGUGGUGGAAGAACGACGAAGCUCAGGCCAAGUGCGAGAAGCCGGAGGAUCAAUCGGAUGGCAUAUCCAUCCAAAACAUUGGCGGUGUAUUCAUUGUCAUCUUUGUUGGCAUUGGAAUGGCCUGUGUAACGUUGGUAUUUGAGUACUGGUGGUACCGAUACCGCAAGAACCCCCGGAUCAUCGAUGUGGCCGAGGCCAAUGGGGAUCGAUCGCAUGUCAAGGAUCAUCCCGGCAAGAUGGCCGAUGGUGUGAUUCUUGGCAAUUCGGGAGAGAAGUUCGAGAAAUCAAAUGCUGCACUGCGUCCGCGCUUUAAUCAGUAUCCGGCCACGUUUAAGCCACGUUUCUAGAAGGACUCGGCUGACCGUAAAUCGAAUAUUAUAGUGAAUCGUGCACUGGGAUGUCUACGUCUAGUACUUAAGCAAUUUCAGACACUUUGUGCACUUUU
Messenger RNA from Drosophila ficusphila, 3074 nucleotides. RefSeq names its product ionotropic receptor 25a (gene Ir25a). Gene Ontology annotation, molecular function: glutamate-gated receptor activity; transmitter-gated monoatomic ion channel activity involved in regulation of postsynaptic membrane potential. Bases 133 to 2976 code for a protein of 947 amino acids. Gene Ontology annotation, cellular component: plasma membrane; postsynaptic membrane. Gene Ontology annotation, biological process: synaptic transmission, glutamatergic; modulation of chemical synaptic transmission; monoatomic ion transport. NCBI's taxonomy places the organism in Eukaryota, Metazoa, Arthropoda, Insecta, Diptera, Drosophilidae. The transcript has 9 exons. The record is from RefSeq and is a predicted model, not a curated record.